This is a messenger RNA of Pogona vitticeps (central bearded dragon), 1860 nucleotides long. NCBI's taxonomy places the organism in Eukaryota, Metazoa, Chordata, Lepidosauria, Squamata, Agamidae. The record is from RefSeq and is a predicted model, not a curated record.
AUGACAUUCUGGAACGUCCUUCCCUUCUUGUUUGCUGUUCGUGAGAUCAACGAGAAGCCAACCCUUUUACCCAAUAUCACUCUGGGCUACAACAUCUACGAGAAUCAUUUCAGUGCAAGGAUGACUUCUGAGGCUUUGGUGGACCUGCUGUCUGUGGGGCAGCAGCAUGUUCCAAACUACCUCUGUGGGAAGCAGACUGGCUUGUCGGUGGUUCUGGAAGGGGCUGACUCAGAAAUGUCCACCCAGAUUUCAACAAUAUUGGACAUCUACAAGAUCCCACAGGUCAGUUAUCGUUUCAUCAGUCAAAUGCCAGAGAAGAAACACCAAUACCCUUUUUUCUAUCGAGCAGUCCCAAAUCAGGAGCCUCCUUACCUGGGGAUUGUCAAACUGCUCCUGCACUUCAGGUGCAUUGAGAAAGAGAAGAGGGAGAAUCUGCCCCAGGAUGUGAUCGAGAGGAUCCUGUCUCAGGACAGCUACAGCAUUUACACUGCCAUCCAGGUUGUGACACAAUCUUUGCAUGCAGCACACCUUUCCCAGUCAAAUUGGCGGAAGACAAUGGGUGGGCAUAGCCUGGCAGCUCAAAGGAUCCAGCCAUGGCAGCUUCAUCCUUUUCUUAAAAAUGUCCAGUAUUACAAUAUUGCCAUGAAUGGAGUUUAUUUGGAUGAGAAUGGGGAGCUGGCAGCUGACUUCCAUAUCGUGAACUGGUUAAUGUUUCCCAACAAGUCGACCGCUGGAGUAGAAGUUGGGCGUAUAGAGAGACGGGACUCCCCUGAGAUCAAGGUGACCGUUGAUGAAAAUGCCAUUGGAUGGUCCAGUUGGUUUAACCAGAUGCACCAAAAGUUGCCAUCCAGGACAUGUCAAGCUGGUGAAGGAGGGAGAGCCCGCCUGCUGCUAUGGCUGUGCCCCGUGUGCAGGAGGAACCAUCUCCACUCAGGAAGGUGGUCCUCCAAUGCAGAGGACUGCAACAAAUGUCCAGAUGAUCAAUUUUCGAAUGAGGACCGAGAUCAAUGUGUUGACAAAAUUAUCAGCUUCCUCUCUUAUGAAGAACCUUUGGGGAUCUCCCUUACUUUCUUGGCCCUGCUCUCAUCCCUAAGUACACUCUUGGUGUUAGGAAUAUUCGUGAAACACCGAGAAACGCCCAUCGUCAAAGCCAACAACCGGGACCUCACUUAUGUCCUCCUCGGCUCCCUCCUCUUUUGCUUCUUGUCCCCCUUUCUAUUCAUUGGCCAGCCCCAGAGAGUGACCUGCCUUCUCCGACAAACUGCCUUCAGUGUCAUCUUCUCAGUUGCUGUCUCUUCCCUGUUGGCAAAAACCGUCAUGGUAGUGGUAGCCUUUAUGGCCACUAAGCCAGGGAACACGAUGAGGAAAUGGCUGGGGAAGAUUUGGGCCAACUCCAUUGUCCUUUCUUGUUCUGGUAUUCAACUGGGCAUCUGCAUUGUUUGGCUGGGCGUCUCUCCUUCAUUCCCAGACUCUGACCUGCAUUCCCAACCUGGGCUGAUCAUACUGCAGUGCAACGAGGGCUCUGUUGUGAUGUUUUAUAGUGCCCUUGGCUAUAUGGGCUUUCUGGCUGCCACCUGUUUCACCCUGGCGUUCCUAGCCAGGAAGCUGCCUGGGGCCUUCAAUGAAGCCAAGCUGAUCACCUUCAGCAUGUUGGUCUUCUGCAGCGUUUGGGUGUCCUUUGUGCCCACCUACCUGAGCACCAAAGGGAAGUACAUGGUGGCCGUGCAGGUCUUCUCCAUCCUAUCCUCCAGUCUGGGGUUGCUGGGCUGCAUCUUUGUCCCCAAAUGCUACAUUAUUGUGUUUAGACCUGACCUGAAUGCCAAGGAGCAUUUGAUGUUAAAAAUCCAGGAUGAUAACUGA